CCUGGGGAACUUGCUGCUGAAGAGGGCAUGGCAUUACGUCUAGCAUUCCUUCAGAGUGCAAGUUUAAGGUCAAUAUGUGUAAUCAUGAAUUGUCCACGGUAUGCUGAAAUGUUAUUGGUGCCCAAGGCUGUUCAAGAGAAGGAUGGUGGCGAAAAAGGUAGUUCUGUGUCAUUAUUGAAUGAAGAAGAUGAAAUUCGUACUGCUAUUAGAGUUUUAGUUAAACAUCUUGUAUCAGCAUGUACACUCCCACAGCCACUCAAGAGGCAAGUUAGUGUUGCUGAGAUUGAAAGGGCCCACUUAGUACUACACGGCAUGUGUAUGAGAGCUUGGGCUGAAGAUAGUUUGAGCGUAGCAGACACUCAGUCACGAAUAUUAGCACUUACAGAUUCUCGUUUAGAAAUUGUCCCUAAUGAUGAAAGAGGGUCUGAUCAGGUUCCAGAGACAGCAGAAAGACAGAAUAUUAUCACAGAAAUACCAUCUGCUAGUGCUGAGGUUAGAGCUCCAAAAAGACCAAUACCUUCCUUAGGGUUGCCAAUAACAGUGCCAUGUGCUCCUGCAACUCAUCCAGCAGGGGAGAUGCGCUCAGUUCAUUCAUCUCAGACAUCCCACAGUCCUACAAGAGGAAGAUCUGUAGGACCCCUUACUCCUCAGAGUGCACCUCUUCCUCCAAUGGCAAGGAGUCAUUCACCAUCACCACCUUUGACACCAUUACCACCAUUGCCACCCCCUAUUGCCACUCCUUUGCUGGAAAUGGGUUUUACCCUCAAGCAUAUACAAAAAGCUAUUGCAGCUCAAGGGCACAAGGGUGAACCAUCGUCAGCAUUAAUUAACCAACUUGUUACAUGGAUGCUAGAACAUCCUUGCAUCGAUUCAAGUGAAACCAGUGAGCGAAGACGUUCACAUGAUGAUACAACAACAUCUGGGAAUAUUAGUACAGGAGUACAGGACUUCAGUGGAAGGAGAACAACAAUUCUUCGUAGAGGAGGGUGUGUUGAUAUACGCUCCCUCAUGGUUCCUUCAAGAUCAUCUUCAGGUCGUGGCUUAGAUACUAGAGAUGCUGAGAGUGUGAGACCACCACAAAGAAGUGAAACUCGCUUUAGAUAUGGUGGCCCAAUGUUUGAGGAGCAGUUACGAGCAUCCGAUGAUGCCAUUGGAACAUUGGCUAAUGACUUUGACCAUUGGUUGAAUACCAUUGCCCCUACAGAUGUAGCACAAGGGUCCUCACUGUCAGCUUCCAGGGAGCGUGAGUGGAGGGCAUUAAUGGAGGUAGCCACUAAUAAUGAGGGAGAACGAGCUUUAAGUCUUUGUGAAGUGUGUUACCAUCCCACAAGCAACCUUCGUCAACACAUGAGAGUUACUCAUCCUGGUUGUGCUCGACCUUGGAUGGCUGGAGUGUGUGGUACUCUGAUUGGUGGGACUUAUAUAUUGUGUGAGGUUUGUCAAGAACAGCAUGCUGGUGGAAACAGUGGCCCAGGUGCUGCACAGGGAGGAUCAACAGAAGCCCAGGAUCGCCAAAGACAUUUAACAACAGUUUUAGCUCCAGACUUGAUUCCUGCACCCCUUGCUACAAUGGAGGAUGAUGGCCUCAGUAUGAAUGAAAUAGAUCUAAAAAUGACCAAUUACAAUAUGAUAGCAACUCGUUUAGGGCUCACCGAUAGGAGGCCUAUACCAGACCCAAUGCCAUUUUUGCGGAGUGAUCCACUAGGAUCAACUACAUUAUCUUCUACAAUAUGUGAUGCAACAGAUGCUUCUUCCUCAGUUACUGGAAUAGGUGCUCGUCCACGUGAUAGCAAUGUUGCAAGUUCGCCAGAGCGUAGCUUAGGAGAACAGGCUGCUGCUCUCAGCUCUCCCAUAGCUAGGAUAUCAGCGCUUCGUCGUACAACGCAUUCCCUCAAAGUGACGGUGGCAAGAGCAGUGGUGAUGCGAGCCCUCUCUCUUCUUGCUUUAAGUGGUGGAUCCUGUGAUUUAUGGGCUGGCCUCGAGGCGCUUGGACUGUGUGACGUUCGUCUUUUAGUGCGCUUGAUGUGGUUGGUUGCUCAAGGAAGAGUUCCACUUGAUGGUUCUGCUAGAACAGCUGGUUCAGUUCUUCAACCAACAGAUGUUGCCACAAGCCUAGCUCAUUUAAGUGAUGCAAUUGGUGCCUUGGCUCAGAAUGACACUGAUGCUGCCAAGUUGUUACUUCAGCUAUGUACUCAGCAUCUUAUGGUAGCUGCAAUGGGAUUAUCAAGUGGAGAUAUUGUCGGUGGUUCCAGCGAAGAAGUUGGAGACUUGAAUUUAAGUAGUGAGCAACAAAGAAGUGCACAACCGGGGUCUGUCACUCACCAGACAAGCUUCCCCGUGACUCAAGCUUUAGUAUCUCUCUUAGCAGCAAAUUCAUCCUUGAUUCAUUGCAAGCAAAGGUGAUGCUGCUUUAUCACCUAUAACUGCAAAUGGAGGGCAUGGUGAUCCAGCUAUCCAGUUGGCAAAUGCAUUGGCAGCUUGUGUUAUGUCAACAAAACUUCCAAAUACACAUCGUCAGUGGGCUGCUACACAAUUG
Molecule: messenger RNA, 2536 nt
Organism: Macrobrachium nipponense
Lineage: Eukaryota; Metazoa; Arthropoda; Malacostraca; Decapoda; Palaemonidae
Product: probable E3 ubiquitin-protein ligase HERC1
Exons: 14
Coding region: 28-2403 (791 amino acids)
Source: RefSeq, a predicted model, not a curated record